Molecule: messenger RNA, 787 nt
Organism: Rhodamnia argentea
Lineage: Eukaryota; Viridiplantae; Streptophyta; Magnoliopsida; Myrtales; Myrtaceae
Product: WUSCHEL-related homeobox 3-like
Exons: 2
Coding region: 92-787 (231 amino acids)
Biological process (GO): plant organ development
Molecular function (GO): DNA binding; DNA-binding transcription factor activity
Source: RefSeq, a predicted model, not a curated record
AAUCCUUCUUGUCCCCCUCCUGAAUCCCCACAACAAUUCCUCUCAAGUACCCAAAACCCCAAACAAAACCUAGGAUUUUGCAAGCAAUAUCAUGUCUCCUUCAGCUUCAACAAGGUGGUGCCCAACACCAGAGCAACUGAUGAUCUUGGAGGAGAUGUACCGGAGUGGGGUGAGGACGCCGAAUGCGGCUCAAAUACAGCAGAUCACAGCCCACCUCUCCUUGUAUGGCAAGAUAGAGGGCAAGAAUGUGUUCUACUGGUUCCAGAACCACAAGGCCAGGGACAGACAGAAGCUCAGGAGGAAGCUCUCAAAGCAACUCCACCACCACCACUGCCAACUUAACACCAGCCUCCUUUGUAAUCAUCACCAUCAUCCUCACUAUGAUCACCAACACAUGAUGAUGAAUAACCACCACAACUAUCACUUCCUGAGCUUCCUUCAUCCUCAGUCCCUUCCUCCUCCUCCAGCUGCUUCUAAUGACCUGCAACUUGCUUAUUAUAACCCUACUUCUAGCUUGAUUCCCCAGGGAGGAUUUGGUGGUGCAACAACGCAGGUGAUGAGUACUAACAAAUGGACGACAGAAAUGUUGGAGAAGACGACGGUGGAGAUGGAGAGGCUGUCCAAGAAAAUGUACGGCGACGACCACAAACCGAUGACCACAGUGGCAGAAGUGGGUUCGACCCUCCCCGGCCGUCUCUCCAGACCAUCCCUCAAAACUCUAGACCUCUUCCCAACCACGGCCACCAAUCUCAAGGAAGAGCGGAACAACCUCGAGCUGAGCAUCUAA